Molecule: messenger RNA, 2853 nt
Organism: Sciurus carolinensis (gray squirrel)
Lineage: Eukaryota; Metazoa; Chordata; Mammalia; Rodentia; Sciuridae
Gene: Tmc8
Product: transmembrane channel like 8
Exons: 16
Coding region: 226-2424 (732 amino acids)
Cellular component (GO): plasma membrane
Molecular function (GO): mechanosensitive monoatomic ion channel activity
Source: RefSeq, a predicted model, not a curated record
ACCGCAUCCUCACUCCCUCCCAGAGUCGCCUGGAGUGGCGGCAGCAGCCGGAGGAGGGGGCGCCUCCGUGGUCCCCAGAUGGGGAGAAUGAGGCCCUAUACCAUGUGUCCCUUUGAGAGGUGGAGCUGGACUGAAUCCACAUCCUGACCCGGCAGGAUUCUCCCAGGCCAAGACCCUGAGGCUCACCUCUGGCUCCCAGUCUUCCUGGGAGCAGAGACCGGCGGGAUGUUGCGACAGUGGUCGGGGCAGUCGGGGCAGGGCCCCAGGGAGAAGGAACCCCAGCCCGCCGGCGAGGAGCUGUGGGAACAGGAGAUGGAGCAGCUCUGCGCCUCCCGGGCGCCGCUGCGGACGCUGCCCUAUGCCAUGGUGGACAAGCGCUUCAUCCGGCAGUUGCGGGAGCCCAAUGGAGUGAAGACCUCGCGCUGGCAGCGGUGGCAGCGCAGGCGGCAGAUCGCCGGACGGCGCCUGGGGGAGGCGGCGCAGCGGCUGGCACAGGGCUUUGGGCUCUGGGAAGGGGCUCUCUACGAGAUCGGGGGUCUCUUCGGCACCGGGAUCCAGUCCUACUUCACCUUCCUCCGUUUCCUGCUGCUGCUUAACCUGCUGACCCUGGGGCUGACUGCCAGUGUGGUGCUACUGCCCCUGGCCUGGCUCCGCCCCCCAGGCCCAGGCCCCGCCCCCGCCCAGAACUUGACCCUGCAGUGCCCUGGCAGCCACCAACCCCACACUGGCAUUCCAAAAUUCCACAAUCAACUCUGGAAUAUUUUAACUGGCAGGGCUUUCAACAACACCUAUCUCUUCUAUGGCGGGUACCGGGCGGGGCCUGAGAGCAGCUCUGCAUACAGCAUCCGCCUGGCCUAUCUCCUCAGCCCACUGGCCUGCCUGCUUCUCUGUUUCUGUGGGACCCUGCAGAGGAUGGUGAAGGGGCUGCCACAGAGGCCUCUCCUGGGCCAGGCCUACAGGACGCCUCUGAGCGCCAAGCUCUUCUCCUCCUGGGACUUCUGCAUCCGGGUGCGGGAAGCCGCCACCAUCAAGAAGCAUGAGAUCAGCAAUGAGUUCAAGGCAGAGCUGGAAGAGGGCCGUCGCCUCCAGCUGGCACAGCAGCGGUCCCCGACCCAGAGGGCCUGCCACCUGCUCACCUUCCUGGGGAUUAACAUCCUCAUUGGGCUCCUGGUGGUCGGAGCCAUCAGUGCCAUCUUCUGGGCCACCAAGUACUCGCAGGACAACAAGGAGGAGGCCCUGUUCGUGGUGCUACAGUAUCUCCCCCCUGGGGUCAUCGCCCUGGUCAACUUCCUGGGUCCUCUGCUGUUUGCGUUCCUUGUCCAGCUGGAGAACUACCCACCCAGUACUGAGGUCAACCUCACCCUCAUCUGGUGCGUGGUGCUGAAACUGGCCAGCCUGGGCAUGUUCUCCUUCUCCCUGGGUCAGACCAUCUUGUGCAUCGGCAGAAACAAAACCAGCUGUGAGGCCUACGGCUACAACGCCUGUGACUACCAGUGCUGGGAGAAUUCGGUGGGUGAGGAGCUGUACAAUCUGAGCAUCUUCAACUUCCUCCUUACCGUGGCCUUCGCCUUCCUGGUCAGCCUGCCUCGGAGGCUGCUGGUUGAGCGGUUCUCAGGCCGAUUCUGGACUUGGCUGGACCGAGAGGAGUUCCUGGUGCCCAAGAACGUGCUGGACAUUGUGGCGGGGCAGACGGCCACCUGGAUGGGGCUCUUCUUUUGCCCCCUGCUGCCCCUGCUCAACAGCAUCUUCCUCUUCCUCACCUUCUACAUCAAGAAGUACACCCUCCUGAGGAACUCCAGAGCUUCCUCGCGGCUCCUCCGCGCCUCCAGCUCCACCUUCUUCUUCCAGCUGGUGCUGCUCCUCGGCCUGCUCCUGGCUGCGGUGCCCCUGGGCUACGUGGUCAGCAGCACCCACUCCUCCUGGGACUGUGGACUCUUCGCCAACUACUCAGCCCCCUGGCAGGUGGUCCCCGAGCUGGUGGCCCUCCGGCUCCCGCUGGCUGGCCAGCGUGUCCUCCACUACCUCAGUUCCCAUGCCUUCAGCUUCCCGCUCCUCAUCCUGCUCAGCCUGGUCCUGACUGUGUGCGUGUCCCAGUCCCAGGCCAACGCGAGAGCCAUCCAUGGACUCCGGAAGCAGUUGGUGUGGCAAGUCCAGGAGAAGUGGCACCUGGUGGAGGACCUGUCGCGGCUGCUGCCAGAGCUGGCCCCAAGCGACUCUCUCGAGCCCGAGUCCCCUCUCUCCCGAGCUUCACGCCCACGGUCCUUCUGCCCCGGUUUCCCGUGCCCAGGCUCCCCGGGCCCCAGGACUCCCCGACCGGGAUCUUCUCACGUUGUUCCCACCGGGCUGAGCCCCCCGUACACCGGACCGCGCGAUGGCCCGGGCCCCUCCUCCAGAUUUCGCUUCCCCAGCGGCUCGGCUCUGUAGCAUGGGGCCCCACCUGCCCUUCCUGGUCCCACUUCCUUCCUAGGCCCCCCUGGUGACCACGGCCCCUCCCUGGCUCGGGGGCCUCAGGCAGGACUCCCCACAGAGGGCCAGCAGAAAGAACAUAUGGAAAUGUCUGUCUGUGUUUUUAUCUUAUCCCUUCAAGUUUUUAUUUUCUGUUGGAGUUUUAUAGUGCACGUAUGCAUUAGCAUAGUAACAGGUGCAGGCCAGCUACAAGCACACAUCAACUGUACGUGCUCAGAAACUGCUUACCCAAGUGUGUGCCGUCAUAAAAGUGUGGACACCCCUCCCUGUGCUGUGCCUCCUGCAUGCCACCUACUCGGCCAUCCACAAGUAGGGAGCCCACAAAGGUCAGGGCCGCCGUCAACAAGGGGCAGAGAUGGGAUGUGAACCCAGGAUCCUGGGCUCCAC